Aspergillus sclerotioniger CBS 115572 is the source of this 216-nucleotide messenger RNA. RefSeq lists its product as uncharacterized. The coding region runs from base 1 to 216 and encodes 71 amino acids. The record is from RefSeq and is a predicted model, not a curated record. NCBI's taxonomy places the organism in Eukaryota, Fungi, Ascomycota, Eurotiomycetes, Eurotiales, Aspergillaceae. The transcript is spliced from 3 exons.
AUGCGCUUCACUAUCCCCUUCACCCUCCUCCUCGCCUCUCUGGCCCUCGCGGCUUCUCCUACCGAGGCAGACAACGAUGUUGGGGCCGAUGCGGAACCCGCCCCGGUCGACACCCAGUACUGUCGUAAAGGAUACGACCAGUGCAUCAAUAACUGCCGCCACCAUCACGGAGGUAACAAGUGCUACCGGGCUUGCUGGACCCAUUAUUGCCAGUGA